GACAAAACUGACAAAACUGAGCAAGCAAAGAUAAAUAUCCACGGCUAUGAAUUAAUCCUGUCUCCUACUAUAAAAAAGGAAAUAUCCCCUCCUUAUUCCACUAAUUCCUCUUAUUCCACUUAUUCCUCAUUCCUCAUUUAUCACAAACACCAGACGAAACUAAUCACAAACACCCGACGAACACCGUACUCACCCCCAGAGUUAUGGACGGAUUCUCAAAAUCUCAAACUGCAGGCCAACUAAUGCUUCAAAGAAUCUCUCAAAAUGACAAUACCCAACCUGAUUAUCCAGCUCAGAGCAUUUUCCACAAACCAGAAUCAAGAGAAGAAUAUGAUUGGCAUACUGAAAUAAAUCGUGGCCAGGUUGAAUCCGCAUUUCAUACCUUACAGCACAUAAGGAAAAUUACCAAGUCGAAUUUUAGACUGUAUUGGAUCGGGAUUCAGGUUAGACAUUUUGCUAAAUCUGAUGGUACAUUGGGUCAGACUUUUGGGGAUUCAGAUGGACUUUAUUCCUAUGCAAUGAACACCAAGCAUGGAAUCAUCAUUGCCACCGAGUCGAACUCACCCUAUAUGAUUAAACGAUCAAAGGGAAAAACAGCAGGCGAGCCAGUAAAUGAAAUUUCGACAACGACUCUUCAGACUUGGUCCGACAUAACCUAUCUCUCAUGGCAUCAACAAUCCACCCAAUCAUCUACCCCCCUCAAAAACCUCAAACACAUAAUCCAAACUCACAUCACCAACGGAAAAACAAUCUCAGUGAUUGAAUACAUACUCGAAAAAGAAAAAAUAAUGUUUCCACAAAAUGGAUUGAUAAUUGAUAUCAAUGAUUCCAAAGGAUAUGGAGCCGCACUUUUGGGAACACCUAAUGGGAAAGGAACUGGAUGGUUACUUGCGCAACAUAAGGAUCAGCUUGGGAAUCCGAAGAUAGUGAGUGUGGAGAUUUUUAAAAGUUUGAAGGUUCGAUUUUUUGAUUGUUAUGAGGAUACGGGAGAAUUGAUUACGGGAAGGGAGUAUAUGAGGGAUGAUGAUGAUCAUCAAGAGUUUUUGAAUUUGGACUUUACUGUAAGGUGUGGAUGAUUUUUUAGUUGCAGUGGUGUAGUGGUGUAGUGUUAUAUUGUUGUAGUGUUUUAGUAUUGUAGUGUUUUAUUAGUGCUGUAGUGUUGGAUAAUGGAUUCUUUUUUGUCGUGUUUUGUCUUUGAAGUUCCUAGAAAAGAUUUUGCGAAAUUAUACGCAUAGGUAUGAGACAGCUACUGGACUUUACUAUAGUCACAACCAUAAGGCUAGAGAAUAUAAAAUUCUAUGAACA
Molecule: messenger RNA, 1305 nt
Organism: Botrytis cinerea B05.10
Lineage: Eukaryota; Fungi; Ascomycota; Leotiomycetes; Helotiales; Sclerotiniaceae
Exons: 3
Coding region: 204-1076 (290 amino acids)
Source: RefSeq, a predicted model, not a curated record